Molecule: messenger RNA, 420 nt
Organism: Penicillium chermesinum
Lineage: Eukaryota; Fungi; Ascomycota; Eurotiomycetes; Eurotiales; Aspergillaceae
Exons: 1
Coding region: 1-420 (139 amino acids)
Source: RefSeq, a predicted model, not a curated record
AUGGCGCUCAGUCGGGCGCAGCAGGUCUGCCUGAUCGUGGGCAAUAUGGACAUGUUCACCCUCUACGCGAGGAAAAGGAUCAGAAACAAUGGGAAAGGCUCCUAUUUCUUGGAAGUCCUUGCGGAUAUCAAAUCUAGACAGAGCUGGUUCUACCCGCUUACCAGCAGAUAUGUCACUAGAGAGCCUGCGACUCCUGCGCCAGGAGUACAGAGGGCUGUACGGAAAGAUGCGCCGAAGCCGGUGGACCCCGUGGUCCGGAUGAAGAACGAGCUGAGGGCAUUGGAGACUGAAGAGUAUCGAUUUGUGAAGAGGAAGGAGAAAGUCCUGAAAGAUUUGGACUCGGAGGAAAAUGCCUUGACCAGGAAAAUGGCCGAGCUGAACGAAAAGAUAGCAGCCAGUAUUGCCGCAGGUCAGCCAUAA